CCAUGGUCUUAAAAGACGCUUUUGGGGAAAGAGAUGGCAACAAUACGGAGGCACAUUGGCUACUUGAAAACAACUUAUGGUCUUCCUAGACCACGUCUUUUAUAUCGUAGAGGUUUAAGACUAGCAGUCUCCUCACUAAGAUCUUCGGAAAAUCCGAAAGCGACUUCGCCACCAUCCAGAAGCCACAACCAACUCGUCGCCUCGGGCGUGUCCUGUGUCCGCCAGACUUUUCCAUCUCAGUCAUUAACACAAACACUACGUCUGCGACUAAAAGCACACUCGCAUUCAACAGCAGACACCCAGGGUAAGAGAGCGGAAAUGAAGUACGUAUUGGUGACCGGAGGAGUGGUGAGUGGGCUGGGCAAAGGCGUCACGGCCAGCAGCAUAGGCGUCGUCCUCAAAGCCUGUGGCCUUCGCGUCACCUCCAUCAAAAUUGAUCCAUACUUGAACACUGAUGCUGGUACCAUGUCUCCCUUUGAACAUGGGGAGGUUUUUGUUCUUGACGAUGGUGGAGAGGUUGAUUUGGACCUGGGUAACUAUGAGCGAUUCCUAGAUUUGACACUUACAAGAGACAACAACAUUACCACGGGAAAGAUAUACCAGUCUGUCCUUGAGAAGGAACGGAGAGGUGAUUAUCUUGGGAAGACUGUCCAGGUGGUCCCACACAUCACAGAUGCCAUUAAGAAUUGGAUUGAAGCGGUUGCUGUCAUUCCUGUUGAUGGAAAAGAAGGUCCAGCAGAUGUUUGUGUGAUAGAGUUGGGAGGGACAGUAGGUGACAUCGAAUCAAUGCCAUUCAUUGAGGCUCUGCGACAACUGUCCUUUUCAGUUGGUCAAGAUAACUUCUGCCUCAUUCAUGUGAGCCUGAUACCAGUACUGGGCGUUGUUGGAGAGCAAAAAACGAAACCUACACAACAUAGUGUUCGUGAACUGAGAGCGCUAGGCUUGACUCCUCAUCUGUUAGCAUGUCGCUCUGCUCAGCCUCUGUUGGGAAGUACCAAGGAGAAACUUUCGCAGUUUUGCCAUGUUCCAGCUGGUAAUAUUCUCAAUAUCCAUGAUGUUCCAAACAUUUGGCACGUUCCUCUUUUACUUAGGAACCAAAAUGCUCAUCACUCAAUUCUAAAGCAGCUAAACUUAGACCUGGCUAUACCUCCUGCUUUAGAAGACUGGACCAGGAUGGCCGAGACAUUUGACAAUCUUACUAAAUCUGUGAGGAUUGCAUUGGUUGGAAAGUACGUUGGCCUAUCAGAUUCAUAUCUGUCUGUUUUGAAGGCCCUUCUUCAUGCCUGCAUUGCAUGUUCUUUGAAGCCAUCAAUUGAUUGGAUUGCAGCUUCUGACCUUGAAGAGGAUAGUGCUAAAUUGACACCAGAGGCACAUACUGCUGCGUGGGAGACUUUGAGGAAUGCAGCAUGUGUCUUGGUUCCUGGUGGAUUUGGAGAUCGAGGUGUGAGAGGUAUGAUAUUGGCUGCAAAGUAUGCUAGGGAGAAUCAUGUUCCUUAUCUUGGGAUUUGCUUGGGCAUGCAGAUCUCUGUCAUUGAGUUUGCUAGAUCUGUUUUGGAUUUGGAAAGCGCAAACAGCACAGAGUUUGACGAUCAGACACCAAAUCCUGUUGUAAUUUUCAUGCCUGAGGGCUCAAGAACUCAUAUGGGAAGCACGAUGAGACUGGGAUCUCGAAGAACGCUAUUCCAGACGCCUGAUUGUAUUACUUCAAAACUGUACCACAAUUCAGAGUAUGUGGAUGAACGGCAUCGGCACAGAUAUGAGGUGAAUCCUGAAGUUAUUGGAAAUUUAGAAGAGGCUGGCCUCAAAUUUGUUGGGAAAGAUGAUAGUGGAAAGCGGAUGGAGAUUUUAGAGCUUCCAGAUCAUCCCUUCUAUGUAGGAGUGCAAUUUCAUCCAGAAUUCAAAUCACGGCCUGGGAGGCCCUCAGCUCUAUUUUUAGGUAUUAAAUGGCCAACAAAGCCUUGCACAUCUUAUUAACUGCCAUUACUGAGAGCCAUGUGUAUAUACCCUGGCCUCAUAUUGGCGGCGACAGGACAGUUGGAAUCAUAUCUUGCCAGACAUCAAAAUGGAAGCUGAUAUGCAGGUUGCCCCAGUCUUCAUAUCUCCCAAAUCAUUCUUUCAAGGUAGUCUAUAGUUCAAGAUACUGAAAGUUUGGGAUUGGUUUGUGAAAUUUAGUCACUUUGCAAGUGGUGGGCCCAAACAAUGCUCCAUAAGGAGCACGCUGGGUUAAGACUUUGUCUCUGGGUUUUUUUUGGGCACUUCAUUUGCAUGCAUAUAUGCGUGUGAUCUUGUGAUAUAGUGUAUGAUGUUAAACAUAUAUCCAGCCGAUGGGGUCAGUCUGAUAAUCAUCGGACUGGUCUGUCUGGGAAUCUGGUUACUUCACUUACAUUUUUGUAUAGACAUGACGUGCCUACUCUUAAACUGGCCUUGAUGGUCUCUAGCAGGUCAGUCUGUAUAUCGGGCUCAGAUUAGCACCUAGCCAUCAUGGGGUUUGCCGAGUUCCAUAUUUAAGCUUGCCUUGUCAUUUGGUAAUUAUAUUCUUGAUAAUGGUUCCAUAAGACACUUUCAACACCUAUAAUUUGUGGUUAUGCGUGCUGCGUUGCCUAUGAAUCUGAAUGUGGUGUAAUGCCACCUGAAUUUCAGAUA
Molecule: messenger RNA, 2643 nt
Organism: Juglans microcarpa x Juglans regia
Lineage: Eukaryota; Viridiplantae; Streptophyta; Magnoliopsida; Fagales; Juglandaceae
Product: CTP synthase-like
Exons: 22
Coding region: 34-1974 (646 amino acids)
Biological process (GO): CTP biosynthetic process; pyrimidine nucleobase biosynthetic process
Molecular function (GO): identical protein binding; CTP synthase activity
Source: RefSeq, a predicted model, not a curated record